AUGGCUGACAGUAACACACUUAAACAAAAACUGGCAGAGACGAUAGAGCUCGCAGACAAAGUAACCAACACACACGAGCCAACCAUUCCUUUCAAACAAGAAUUCGGGGAGCUCAAAUCCAAAACGAUCAAACUCUCCUCUCUACUCCGGCAAGCAUCGGCCGCAGCUUCCGAACUCUACAUGCAACGUCCGAUGUGGUCGAUCGUCCAGCAAACCGAACAUGUACUCUAUAAAGCUCUUUUGUUGGUCAUCAAGUGCCGCCCAGAUAAUAUCAAGAAACGCAUCUUCACCAUCAUCCCAGUUUCAGCUUUCCGAAAAACAUCUUCCCGACUUGAAAACUCCAUCGGCGACUUUACAUGGCUCCUACGCAUCUCCAACCCUGGCGGAGAUCACGGCAGCGAGUAUGAUACUCAUAUCCUUCCUUCUGUAGCUUUCAACGAUCCAAUCAUUGGCUUAAUUUGGGAACUGAUCGCUAGUCUGUGUACGGGCUCACAGGAGGAUCGUUCGGAUGCAGCAGCUUGCCUUGUGUCACUCGCACAUGAAAGUGAUCGUUACGGGAAAAUGAUAAUUGAGGAAGGAGGAGUGGGACCACUGUUGAAGCUGAUGGAGGAAGGGAACUCAGAAGGCAAAAAUAAUGCUGCAAAAGCCAUUCGUCUCCUCAAAGUCAUCAACUCCGUCGUCAUACUCAUCACCAGUGCCUCUAUGCGGACGCCAGAUUUAAGUGCCUUAACUUAUUUUUAA
This is a messenger RNA of Lathyrus sativus (Indian pea), 741 nucleotides long. The record is from the annotation of a GenBank genome assembly. Lineage: Eukaryota; Viridiplantae; Streptophyta; Magnoliopsida; Fabales; Fabaceae.